GGAGGCCACUAUCGAGAAGCACAGCAUCGCUCCGGGUCAAUUAUGGAAUGUUGAUGAGAAGGGAUUCAAUCCCGACCCCAUUCCCAAGCGAGUUGUGACGGCUAGGGCAAGUAAGGCACAGCAGCAGCACAAACGCAGCCAUGACCACAUCACAGCCAACAUUUGUAUCAAUGCCUGCGGCAACCAUCUGCCCCCUCAGCUUAUCUACAACCGUGCACAGCUUACCACACGCCUGGUGGAGAAUGGACCACCAGGCGCAAUUUACUGCACAUCCAAGACUGGGUCCAUGGACAGAGAGCUUUUUCAGAGCUGGUUCAAGGAUCUCUUCUUGGCGUCAACAUCCCGGGAGAAGACCCAGUUGAUACUGAUGGAUAACCAUUCCUCCCACAUUAGCGUGGAGAUACUCGAGCUGGCGAGGAAGUCUAAUGUUGUUUUCAUUGCGCUUCCAUCCAAGACUACCCACAUACUGCAGCCACUCGACAAGACUGUCUUCAGUGCAAUGGGAGCACACCACCAGAGCACCAGUGCAGCUGCCCGCUUGUUAAAGCCCAGCCAUAGUCUCGCCCUGUCAGACUUUCUGCCAAUAUUUGCUGACACAUUCACGAAGUCCGUCACCCCCGCCAACAUCAUGGCAAGUUUUAAAGUAACGGGGGUAUACCCUACGGACCGAAGGGUUAUUCCUCAGCAUGUCCUCGCACCAUCUGAAGUUCAUCGCGCUGAAUCAGGUAUGGAACCACUCAGCCCAGAAGAGGAAGCACUGUUCCAGAGGCGCGUAUCUGAAGGAUAUGAUGUGCCGGACGCACGAUACGACAUGUGGAAAGCAGCUAGAGCAGCACCAACACAGGACACGGGAUUCGUUGAAAUGCCACUGGCGACCAGCUUGGUUACUGCUGGUGUCAUCAGUCCCAGCACUGCAUCAAUUUUCAUGACGCCAGCUGUGACACCGAGACGCCUUCCAUCUGCAGCGAGCCAGGCUCGUACCUUGACAAGCGACGAGUUCUUCACAGCCCUGCAGCGAGUUGAAGAAGAAAGACAAAAGAAAGAAGAUGCCAAGGAGGCCAACAGGAGGCAACGAGAGCAACGCAGGAGCAGUACCUCCAGUGCACAUACAUCAUCAUCAGCAGCAGAGGCAGAAGCAGCGGCAGCAGUAACAGUAGCAACAGCAGCACUGGCAGCACAGCCAACUCCUACUUAUCCUCAGACAUGUUUGAUCUGCGGUGAAGCCUGCAACGACAACUGUGCCGACUGUUUUGCAUCACUGCACACUGCAUGUUUGGAAGCUGUGCAUCCUGAUGGUAAAUGUGUGAACUGUGUGCCUGAUACACUGUGAGUGUUGACAGGUACUUGUACAAAUGACAAAGGCACGUCAAACCAUGUAUAUAUUGUAUAUAUUAUUUCUAAUGCCUCUUUCAUGAAUUGUAUAACAUCUUGAUUUUUUGAAAUUCUUUCAAGCAAUUUCACCUGAAACUUCACAUUGAAAUCCCAGCCAUGAGCGCUUCUGUAACAGGCUCAGCUCGUAUAAUACUGUUGUACUAUUACUGAAUAUCACAUGCCCAGUUCAGUGUUGACACCAGUUCAUGCUGAACGUGUUCAAUUCGCAAAUUCUCAAAGGCUACUCAAAAUUACCAUAUCCCACAAGAGGAUAAUAAUGAUCAUGGCUGUCACUCGGG
Sycon ciliatum is the source of this 1670-nucleotide messenger RNA. RefSeq lists its product as uncharacterized. Gene Ontology annotation, cellular component: nucleus. Gene Ontology annotation, molecular function: DNA binding. Lineage: Eukaryota; Metazoa; Porifera; Calcarea; Leucosolenida; Sycettidae. The transcript has a single exon. Bases 287 to 1330 code for a protein of 347 amino acids. The record is from RefSeq and is a predicted model, not a curated record.